AUGGGGAGAGCUGCCCAGCAAACCCUCCUCGCCUUACUCUGUCUAGCAGCUGUGGUUUGUGAGGCUCAGGACACCUGCCCAGAAGUGAAAGUGGUGGGUCUCAGUGGUAAUGAGAGGCUCGCUAUUCUGCAAGGAUGCCCUGGAGUUCCUGGUGCCAUAGGUCCCAAAGGAGAACCCGGAGCUGCAGGAAUGAGAGGAGAAAAGGGAACUCAGGGGAGCCCUGGGAAGAUAGGACCAGCUGGGGAGAAAGGAGCGAAGGGUGACAUUGGUAUUCCUGGUCUGAAAGGAGAUAAAGGAGACAUUGGAGUACCUGGAACUAUAACCGAGAAGGAGCUGGAGGACGUACACUGUAAGACAGGAGCGAAGAACUGCAAGGAGCUGUUAGCCAAAGGGAACAUCAUGAGCGGCUGGUACACCAUCUACCCGCAUGACUGUAACGCCAUGACCGUGCUGUGUGACAUGGACACAGAUGGAGGUGGAUGGAUAGUUUUCCAGAGGCGGGCAGAUGGUUCAGUGGACUUUUUCCGUGACUGGAAUUCAUACAAGAGAGGUUUUGGCAGCCGCCUGACAGAAUUCUGGUUGGGAAAUGACAAUAUUCACCUAUUAACCUCUUUUGGAGCUAAUGAACUUCGCAUUGACCUCACAGAUUUCGAUAACAACCAUGCAUUUGCCAAGUACAAGUCAUUCAAAAUUUUAGGAGAGACUGAAAAUUACAAGCUGAUUCUUGGAGAUUUCCUUGGGGGUAAUGCAGGGGAUUCGUUAUCCGGCCACAACAACAUGCUGUUCUCAACUAAAGACCGACAGCAAGAUCCUGGUUCGAGCGCAUGUGCAACAACCUACAAGGGAGCCUGGUGGUACAGUAGCUGCCAUACUUCCAACCUGAAUGGGAUGUACUGGCUGGGAUCCCAUAGCAGCUUUGCAGAUGGUGUGAACUGGCACGCAGGCAAAGGGUACAACUACUCCUACAAACGGUCUGAAAUGAAAUUCAGGCCUGUUUAG
This is a messenger RNA of Emys orbicularis (European pond turtle), 999 nucleotides long. RefSeq names its product ficolin-2-like. NCBI's taxonomy places the organism in Eukaryota, Metazoa, Chordata, Testudines, Emydidae. Gene Ontology annotation, biological process: complement activation, lectin pathway. The coding region runs from base 1 to 999 and encodes 332 amino acids. Gene Ontology annotation, molecular function: carbohydrate derivative binding; antigen binding; signaling receptor binding. The record is from RefSeq and is a predicted model, not a curated record. The transcript is spliced from 10 exons.